Corticium candelabrum is the source of this 2270-nucleotide messenger RNA. Its product is annotated as cyclin-dependent kinase-like 2. Gene Ontology annotation, molecular function: protein serine/threonine kinase activity; ATP binding. The record is from RefSeq and is a predicted model, not a curated record. NCBI's taxonomy places the organism in Eukaryota, Metazoa, Porifera, Homoscleromorpha, Homosclerophorida, Plakinidae. The coding region runs from base 218 to 2251 and encodes 677 amino acids. Gene Ontology annotation, cellular component: nucleus. Gene Ontology annotation, biological process: protein phosphorylation. The transcript has 7 exons.
CUUGUGUUGUCGUGGUGACUUAUCGUGGUAACCUUGCCGUGUGAAAUCGUCAGUCUCAAUCGUGUUGGGAAGCCGUAGCCAUCAGUUGCUGGGAGAGUCAAACGUUGAGUGUAUCAGCCAAGUCGUGUGUUUUGAUAAGAUUUCCUAGAUUAGUGCAGUGACGUGCUCUUAUCACGACGAAGAUGAUGAUGUGUAUGUGGGAGUGAAAGAAAUCUUGAUGGAAAAAUACGAGAAUCUUGGCUUGGUCGGUGAGGGCUCGUACGGAAUCGUCAUGAAAUGCAGACACAAAGAGUCAGGACAAUUAGUAGCCGUCAAGAAGUUUAUCGAGAGCGAGGACGACAAAAUGGUGAAGAAGAUCGCUCUGAGGGAGGUCCGUAUGCUCAAGCAGUUGCACCAUGAGAAUCUCGUCAACCUGCUAGACGUAUUCAGACGCAAGAGACGUUUGUUUUUGGUGUUCGAGUUUGUCGACCACACAAUUCUUGAAGAAUUAGAGAGGAAUCCCAUGGGAUUGGACGAAUUGAGUUGCAAGAAGUGCGUGUGGCAGGUGCUGCGUGGGAUAGACUUUUGUCAUUCGCACAACAUCAUACACAGAGAUGUAAAGCCGGAGAACGUGUUGGUGUCGAGAACUGGAGUCGUCAAGUUGUGUGAUUUCGGUUUUGCUAGGACGUUGGCUGGACCAGGAGAAGCGUAUACGGAUUACGUAGCAACACGGUGGUAUAGAGCUCCAGAACUGUUGGUGGGAGACACAAACUAUGGAAAGGCUGUUGAUGUUUGGGCUAUUGGUUGUUUAUUGGGAGAGAUGUUGACAGGUGAACCUCUCUUUCCUGGAGAUUCAGACAUUGAUCAACUGUAUCACAUCACUAAAUGCUUUGGCAAUCUUAUACAUCAUCAUCGUGAAAUAUUUAUGAAGAAUCCUUUAUUUGUUGGUUUGCGGCUACCAGACAUGAAAGUAGCGAUAGGACUAGGAAGGAAGUUUCCUCGUCUUUCACCACAAUCACAUGCAAUCAUAAAGAAGUGUCUUCGGAUGGAGCCAUCUGAACGUCCAUUAUGCUGUGACUUACUUUCUGAUGAUUUUUUUCGCCGUGAUGGAUUUAUACAGAAAAUUGUACCGGAACUAAAGGCAAGAAUUCGAAGAGAAAUAGAAGAAAAUCCAUUAUUGGCAAACUUAGGCUUGAAACUAAGUGACGAUCAUUAUGAGACUGCACCAGCACCCCCUCCUGUUGUUUCCAGUCAUUUUUCAACUCCUUUGAGUCCAGUUUCACAUGCUGCUCCUCCUGUCUCUAUAGCUACCACUUCUUCAGCAGUUGGGGCUUCUGAUGUUAUUGCUGUUAGUCACAAGGCAGAAAAACACACCGACUCAGAGGGAACACUGAGUCCUCCUAAUGCUGUAGUGACGGACGAGAAACCAAAGAAAAAGAAACCGAAGAAAGAGGUGAUUAAGGUAAAGCCGAUGAAGGAGAUAAAAGACAGCAAACAGAAGAGUGAGAAGCAUUGCAAAAAGGUUUCAGAACCACUGCUGCCAAAGACCGAAGUUCAAGCAUCAAAGCCAAGUGCAACAGUGGCUCCCACUGUCAAGAUGACAUCACCUGUCGGCAUGGGAAUGAAGUCAGUGUUGUCCACCAAACCAGUGACACACAUUACACCAACGUUCACAACUACAUCUGUCCAGCCUUCACAUGGGCACUAUUCCAUGGCUGGUGGAGCAGCUCUUGCAUCCAGCGGACGUUCUCAUCAUUUUGAUAGCACAAGUGAAGAAAAACAGUCAACAUAUGUGGGGAUGGAGGCAUUACAUGUGACAAACUCGGUGUCUGUAACAACACUUGGGAUGAGCCAACAGGCAGAUAGUAAAUCUACUAUGGUCAGUCAGCCUAUGACAAGUACUGGAGAUAAUAGCAGAUCAAAACCUGCAACAGUCAUUGGGGCUCCUUUGAAUGCUAGAGAGCAGUUGAUGACACGAACCACAACAUUCAAAAUGCAAACACCAAGCAACUCCAAGAAGUUAAAAGCAGGAAAAGAAAAACGUCAUCGUCAUCAUCAACUUCAAGACACCACACACCAAGUCACUCUUCCACAUCUUGAUGAAAACGCUCGACGGUCAAACCCUCAAUUGAUUACUACACAAGUCAGUCAUUCACAUGGAAAGAAAUCGCAUUCCUUUAUGCCUCAGUUGCCAAUGACGGAUACUUUGAAGUCGUCUGCUCCUCUUACCUCACAGAUACCUUCCCGUGCAGACAGUCGGACAGGAAUUUAAUGAUAGAGGAGACAGAGAA